AUGCAACUUCUCACCCUUUCAAAGAUCACAGUAAUGCUAUUCGCGACCCAUGCAUCUUCAAAGUGUCAGAUGGCCGGCUUCAACGAGUGCAAAUGGUGGGGCAGCUCUCCAUUCUGCGGGGCCAGCAAAUCCACCCCCGGCGACACCGACUCGGACGGCUGGCUCUUCGUUGCCUCGACAAGGACGAAGAAUUGGGAUGUGCUGUGCAGGGAGAUCUCCGACUCGUGUUGUCGUGAUUACGGAGACGGGUGUCUGACCGGGUAUAAGCGGUUGUGGUGUCAUGAUUCGGAGAGUGUAAUGGACGAUAAUUUCGGUGUGGAACUGUGA
This is a messenger RNA of Aspergillus japonicus CBS 114.51, 327 nucleotides long. RefSeq lists its product as uncharacterized. The coding region runs from base 1 to 327 and encodes 108 amino acids. NCBI's taxonomy places the organism in Eukaryota, Fungi, Ascomycota, Eurotiomycetes, Eurotiales, Aspergillaceae. The transcript is spliced from 2 exons. The record is from RefSeq and is a predicted model, not a curated record.